Molecule: messenger RNA, 2293 nt
Organism: Galleria mellonella (greater wax moth)
Lineage: Eukaryota; Metazoa; Arthropoda; Insecta; Lepidoptera; Pyralidae
Gene: mael
Product: protein maelstrom homolog
Exons: 11
Coding region: 174-1493 (439 amino acids)
Biological process (GO): piRNA processing; spermatogenesis; negative regulation of DNA-templated transcription
Cellular component (GO): P granule; nucleus
Molecular function (GO): sequence-specific DNA binding
Source: RefSeq, a predicted model, not a curated record
UAAAGAUUCUUGUAAUUGUCUCAAAUUGGAGAAAAAAUAUUUGACGUUUGAUUAAAAAUGAAAGUUUGCACUAACAUUUUGGUAAUCGUGCUCUCAUGUGUUUGAUUCAUUUAAACUUCCACAUUAAUUUAAAUUAAUUUUUUAAAGUAAGAAGAAAAUAAAUUCUUAUAAAAAUGCCAAAGAAACCACCAAGAAAUGCAUUUUACUACUUUAUGAUAAAUUUUAAAGAAGAAGAAAGAAAAAAAGGUAUAAAUUAUGCAAACUUAGCAGAAGUUGCGGACGCCGCCGGGCCUGCGUGGAGGAAUGCUCCACCAUCAGUGAGAUCUAAAUUUGAGGCAAUAGCAAAACAAGAGAAACAGAAAAGAAAUAUUCCUGAUACGAAGUUUACAUCCCAUGGCAUAUCAUUAGCUGAAAUUGAACAACAGGAGAAAGAACUCCGAGAUGCAGAGGAAGCUGAACGCCAGGACAUAAAGAAUUUUGUCAAAUUGAAAAGUUUUAAUGAUAGUAUCAAAUAUGAAGAUAUAUAUUUGAUGGAUGUCAACUUCUAUUGCAAAACAAGCACAGAGUAUGUAAUUGGUGAGAGUUCUAUUUUACGAUUUAACCUUCAGGAUGGCAUCAAGGACAUUUAUCAUGAGCUGAUUAAUCCUCCUCAUAUACCAAUUGGAUAUGCCUCUGAUAUAAAAAUAGGAAGUCAAGAAUAUGGCUUGGAAAUGCCUGACGAUACACAAAGUCGUAGUAAUUUCAUGCAAAUCUUGGCGAACUGUGUUGAUUAUUUGAAACAACAGGACCCCAACGUGAAAUCAUUGCCGCCCAUUUUUACGAUGCCAGAUAAAGUUGCGCCAGUGCAAGACUUCAUAUUGCAAAUGUGUAACAGAGCAGCCGAAGAUGACAGCAUAUUCAGAAUAUACAAACUAGAUACUCUAUUCUUCACUUUGAUCAAUGCAAUCAAGACAUGCACGAAUGAAGGUUUUCCUAAAGAGUCCUUGGCCUUGGCCCAGUUGAAAAAAGACUCUUUCAAAUAUACGCCCGGAAUUGGAUGUGAACACCACGAAAUAGCGGACAAGUCUAUUGAGUGCACCACUUCUCGUACGAAACGCUGGGCAUACACAAUACUUGAUAGUUGCUGUCCGGUCAUUGGGAUUGAUUUGCAGCCUGGAAAACACAUGCCAGCAGACUAUGAUAUAGAGAGUAUACACACAUAUAAAGAACAAAAGAAAGUCAGAGCAGGCCCAUCCGUAGCCAAGACAAGUGCGACGACAUCGUAUGAGUCGUCACUAUCCACAAAUCAAGUAUUUAACACCGCAGGUGUUUCAUCUUUAGAGACUCCUGCAAAGGAAAAACGAACUCAUCGUCCUCUUCGCCUGCCGAAAACAGAUUAUUCACAAAGUAUCCGUCCAGCUCCGGAAUUAACUGAAGAGAACUUUCCGAAGUUAUCUGCUGGAAGAGGUCGCGGCCUGGCCGGCUCCUUUGACAAAAUGAGAAUUAAGAAAUAAAUGUGAUAUAUAGAUCUUAGCCAAAGUAAUUUGUUGAAAUUAUUUUUAUAAGUACGAUAAACACUAUGUUUUAAAUAAGUUUUUUAUGUUUUAAUGACGAAACUACAACAGAUGAUGAUGCAUAUUCUUAUUUAAUAUGUAUUUAUUAUUACCAUUUGUGAUACUAAAUAAAAAAAUCAAUUAUUAAAAUUGCCCUAUGUUCUAUUAAAUAAAUUAUUAAUCAUAUGUAGUAUGUCUCAAUUCUGUUAUAAUUUCGUUUAAUAAAAAACAAUGACAAAAUGUAUAAAAAACAGUAUAUUUAUCAAUAACAACAGAUAUGUCACGUAGACGGUGCCAGAUUGUUCAAUAUUAUUACAUACAUGUGUCGUACCUCUAUCUCUUUACAUUAUUUUACGUAAAAAUAUAAAACAACAUGACCAUUUAGUAAUAGUUUUGUUCACUAAAGCUCCUAAUGACCAUUUGUUAUGGUUCUAUUCUCUAUUGUUUUUAUUAAUGUCCUUUUCUCUUUCAUCAUUUUCAAGACUGCCUCGUUCGUUAUUUUUUUCGUCCAUCUUAUCCUUUCCAUUCUCUUCUCUUUCCAUUCUGUUUGAUUUAAAAUCAGUUUGUAUGUAAUUAAUAUUGAGCACCUUUCCUCUUUGAUGUGUACUAAAUAGUUUAGAAAAAAUAUUAGUAGAAUAUUUGAGUGUAUUUUUCAAAACUUAUUUAGUAUUUGCUCUGGUGCCUAUAUUAUAAUUAAGUAAACUUAUAACAAGCUUAUUUUUAAUAAUUAGGUAUUAUGUUUCUGUUUGUAUGAAAGAUUA